This is a messenger RNA of Penicillium canariense, 513 nucleotides long. RefSeq names its product PaaI family thioesterase. The record is from RefSeq and is a predicted model, not a curated record. The transcript has 2 exons. NCBI's taxonomy places the organism in Eukaryota, Fungi, Ascomycota, Eurotiomycetes, Eurotiales, Aspergillaceae. The coding region runs from base 1 to 513 and encodes 170 amino acids. Gene Ontology annotation, molecular function: fatty acyl-CoA hydrolase activity.
AUGUCCGACGAAGGGCUACGGCCACCAGAGCGGAAGCUGGACGAGUUCGAGGAGCUCGUCUACGAGUAUGCACUCCGCAUGGGAUUGGGCAACGAAGAGCACUGGGAUGUCAACGCCCGCGACUGCAACCUCCGCUUCGAGGCCGCAACCCGAGGGCCCCCGGCCAAAGUCUCCUUCCUGCUGAACAUCACCCCCGCACUCAGUAACUUCAUGGGCAACCUCCACGGUGGCUGCGCAGCGACGCUAAUCGAUGUCCUAUCAACCACCAUUCUGCUGGGUAUCUCCGAGCCAGGCAAGUUCUCGCUCGGCGGCGUAAGUCGCAACCUCAGGUUGACGUAUCUGCGCCCUGUGCCGACGGGUACGGAGGCGCGGGUGGUAUGCGAACUCAUCCAUGUGGGUAAACGGCUCGCACUGCUGCGAGCAGAGAUCCAGAAGGCAGAUACUGGGGACGUGUGUGUGGUUGGCGAGCAUGAGAAGGCGAACACCGACCCCGAAGUGAACCAGAGAAUCUAG